UCAUCAGACGACGUGGACAAUUUGCGCCAGCAAGCGCGUGAAGCACUGCUGGAGGGAGCAAAGUCCGGCAAACUGUUCGAGGUUUUAUCUGCGGAAAGUGACCAGACUGAGCAAUCAGCAUCGCAGCCAGCCAACAAGCCGUCUGCAGAGGACGACAUGGACGACUUGCGCAGGCAGGCCCGUGAAGCCCUUCUGCUUGGUGCACAGUCUGGAAAGCUAAUGGAAUUGCUUGCCAAGAACAGCGAGCAGAAAGCAGCGAGCAAGAGGGGCAGCGGGACCGGAAGCACGAAUCCGGAUGAACUGGAAUUGCUUCGGCAGCAAGCACGAGAGGCCCUAAUCCAGGGCGCCCAGAGCGGAAGGCUGCUAGAGGUCCUGGCGAAGCCGGAUGAGGCAGACGAGAUGUUCCAGCUCAAGAAGAAGUUAUGCGAGGCAAUUGCAGGAAGCAUGGAGACGGGAGAGCUGACAGAAGCUUUGAGGGAAGCUCGCGACUUGCGGACACAAGAGAUCGGUGACGCCUUGCGGGAUGGCGCCGAAUCUGGAAAGAUCCUUGAGAUUCUUGCAGAGAAGGCGGCGGGAACGGGUGGAGAGGAUGCGAAGCCGUUGGAAACGACGCAGAAGCCUGAGGAGGUUACCCAGAAGCUCUUGGAGACCUCAGAGGCGCCAAAGGCGACCCCCGAGGUGGAGAGGGCGACAGCGGUGGACUUGGCUCUCCAGCUAAAGCUUCUGCAGGACCAGAAGAGGACGCUGAGCAUUCGUUUCUGCAGUCCGUUCUCAGCGGCGCUUUACUUGUAUCCCAUGCCUCGGAGAUGA
Molecule: messenger RNA, 810 nt
Organism: Symbiodinium necroappetens
Lineage: Eukaryota; Dinophyceae; Suessiales; Symbiodiniaceae
Source: the annotation of a GenBank genome assembly